Eleginops maclovinus (Patagonian blennie) is the source of this 4762-nucleotide messenger RNA. RefSeq names its product cytosolic 5'-nucleotidase 1A-like. Gene Ontology annotation, biological process: nucleotide metabolic process; adenosine metabolic process. The transcript has 7 exons. Bases 188 to 1294 code for a protein of 368 amino acids. Gene Ontology annotation, molecular function: 5'-nucleotidase activity; nucleotide binding; magnesium ion binding. The record is from RefSeq and is a predicted model, not a curated record. Gene Ontology annotation, cellular component: cytoplasm; cytosol. Lineage: Eukaryota; Metazoa; Chordata; Actinopteri; Perciformes; Eleginopidae.
AAAAACAUGAAGAGACAAGCGCAAUAGAGCUGAAUGAAGAUACAAUGCGUAUGAUGCUAGAGACAAGAGAGUGAUUAAGGACUUAGCUGGGAACUCCCUGCCAAAGAGAGGCAGAGACUCAAGAAGAGAGCUAUCAGGGGACACACUGGGAUUCAGUGUGGACCUGAGGGAGAGCCGAGGAGAUAAGAUGAGUCUAAAAAACGGUCCCACACUGACAGCCCGUGGACCUGACUUGGCCAGCAUUAGUAACCGAACCCCCUUGGAAGAUGCUAGGAUGCAGUUGAAUCCCUCCACCCCCACCAGGAAACCUAAACCACCUAAGCCGGAAAAUGCCAUCACCAUCGGCGUGUCGGCACGAGUCCUCUUCAACAUGGAGAAGGAGCAGCAGAUCUACCAGCAGCAGGGCCUUGAGGAUUACAUCAAGUAUCAGGUGGAGCAUGAAACGCAGCCUUUUAACCCCGGCCCUGCCUUCUCCUUUGUCAAGGCUCUGGAGGCUGUGAACACUCGACUGAGGGAGCUUUACCCUGACAGCGAGGAGCUGUUUGAUGUGGUGCUCAUGACCAACAACCACGCAUAUGUUGGCCUAAGACUAAUCAAUACCAUCAAUCAUCACCAAUUGUUCAUCGAACGCUUCUGUAUGACAGGAGGGAACAGUCCCAUAGGCUACUUGAAGGCCUACCACACUAACCUGUACCUGUCUGCUGAUCCAGCCAAGGUUCGAGAAGCUCUGGAAGAAGGUAUAGCAGCAGCUACCAUGUUCACCCAAGAGAAGAUGACACAAGUGUCGGACACCCAGCUGCGAGUCGCCUUCGAUGGUGACGCCGUCCUCUUCUCUGAUGAGUCUGAGCGCAUUUACAAGGCCCAUGGACUGGACAAGUUCUUUGAACACGAGAAGGCACACGAGAACAAGCCUCUGGACCAUGGACCCCUGAAAGGUUUCCUGGAGGCUUUAGGAAAGCUGCAGAAGAAGUUUUAUGGCAAAGGUCAGCGCAUGGACUGCCCCAUCCGGACCUACUUGGUGACAGCUCGCAGCGCAGCAAGCUCUGGUACCAGAGCCCUGAAAACUCUGCGUUCGUGGGGUCUGGAGAUCGAUGAGGCUCUCUUUCUGGCAGGGGCACCCAAGGGCCCCAUGCUUGAGAAGAUCAGGCCGCACAUUUUCUUUGAUGACCAGAUGUUUCAUGUGGAGGGGGCAGCGGAAAUCGGGACAGUAGCAUGCCACGUGCCCUAUGGGAUAGCUCAGGGAGUGACGAAGAAAGGAAUUAAUGACAAAGAGACUUCUGCAGCACCAAAGUAGCCUGAACAUCACUGGGCGACGUUAUAACUCUAUCGUUACCGGUUAUUUUAUCCAUUGUUGUUUACGUUUCGAGUAAAAGAGGUACAACUUUCUAACAAGAGCUCAGUUAAACCAUUUAUCAUUUGUUUAUAGGUGUUAAGUAAUGGCUUAGUUAGAUUGUUCAGGGUGCCAGAUUGUAUGACCAUGUUGUGAAAAAGGGCUGCAGAGGAAUUAGACCAAAACAAAUGAUAAAACCACAUAAAUUAACCACUAAUGAUUUAUUAACAUGUAUUACAGUACUAUUAAUAAUUAGAGUAGAUAUACACCAGUCAUCGGGAUCAUUCACAAGCUUGUCACCUACAUCUCUGCUUAUAAUAGUUUCCUACAGCAUUUAAAAAAAAUGCUUUCCUCUUAAUAAAGCCAGUAGUUACAACUUGCAAACCCUGCAUAAAGCUCGGAUGGAAAGAAAGGAUUAAGCCUUUAAAAAAGUGUCAAGCAGAACCAAAUACUGUAAAAAAAAACACCAGGAUUCUAAUCAAGAUGUCUUUAGAUACCAUAUAUAUCGUUUAUUUUUCCAGUUUGAAAGUUUCAUUGAGAUUAAAAUCUCUUUUUCAAGAGCGACCUGGCCAAGAGGGAAGCAUGAACAAUUUUACAACAAAUAAACACAAACCAUGCAGGCAGACGAAAAUCUAUUAUGAAGCAUAAAAACUAACACUAUUUUAAACGACUUCAAUUAGGGGACAUAAGAGAAAUCACAUCGACCAAGAGUAUUUUGUUCUCUAUCCUUUAAAAUGGACUUGAACUCCCCCAUGGUGAUCAAAUCUAUCAGUUUCAGCUCCUUCUGUACAUUAAUCCACGCAGAAGGGGCAGUAUAUUUAAAGCUUUUUCCCCUAGUUAUUUUUUAACCAAGAGUACCAAUAUCUGUAUAAAGUCAUGGGAGCGCAGGCCAUAUGGAUUAGUUUUAUUACACAUAUAUGUGCACAGUUAAGAGGGAACCAGCCCAAGGAGAGAUUCAUAUGUUAAACCCAACCAAUGGAAAAUCUGCGUGCAUACAAAGAUUGCCAUUUAGCAGCAUCAUACAAAGUGCAGUGGUGUACCCAAUAUCCACAUCCAGUUACAAAAUGUAAUGCACGAUGGUACACAGUAUCCAAAUUCUUUAGGCACAGGUCAGAGGCAUUCAUGUAAAAAAGAUCACCAUAAUCCAAUACCGGAAAAAACGUUGCAGAGAUCAAAUGUUUCCUAACCUGUAAAAGAAACCACAUUUUAUCUUUAGCUUGGUAACAACAUUUCAGUGUGAUAGGUUCUUAUCAAUAAUACCUAAACAUUUGGAUGUAGUGACCAUUUCAAUGUCAGUCUCUUGAACUGCAGACAUCUUGGGGAGAAAGAAGUGAAUGAAUCAUGAAUUUGGAUUUGUCUGCAUUUAAUACUAAAUUGUGUUGAGUUAAAUGGUAAAGCAUUUUUACUAUAGAAGAGGAUGAAGAAUAGAUAACAGUAUCAUAUUCAUAAAAAUGGAAAGUAGCAUUUGAUAAAUUAUUGGCGAUUAUUUACAUAUACAGUGGGGAGAACAAGUAUUUGAUACACUGCCGAUUUUGCAGGUUUUCCCACUUACAAAGCAUGUAGAAGUCUGUAAUUUUUAUCAUAGGUACAUGUCAACUGUGAGAGAUGGAAUCUAAAACAAAAAUUCAGAAAAUCCCAUUGUAUGAUUUUUAAAUAAUUAAUUUGCAUUUUAUUGCAUGACAUAAGUAUUUGAUCACCUACCAACCAGUAAGAAUUCCGGCUCUCACAGACCUGUUAGUGUUUCUUUAAGAAGCCCUCCUGUUCUCCACUCAUUACCUGUAUUAACUGCACCUGUUUGAACUCGUUACCUGUAUAAAAGAGACCUGUCCACACACUCAAUCAAACAGACUCCAACCUCUAUUACAUUACAUUACAGACCUCUACAUGCUUUGUAAGUGGGAAAACCUGCAAAAUCGGCUAAUACUUGUUCUCCCCACUGUAUGGUGAACAACAGCGGUCUUAAUAUUGAACCCUGGGGCACACCCCUUUGAUAUAGGGAGGAAGAACAAAUGCAGAGUUCCACAUGUUAGGAAUCUCAUCGAUGGAAAGAGUCAGAGUAGAAAGAUACGUCAGCGGUUUUGCUGUAAAGUCUGCAGCUAACUUAAAUGAGGAUCAAGCUUGUCAAGACAUGCCGAUUUGUGUGGAUCCAGAUUCUGUAAGGCUCUAUGGACCUCUAUCACCUGAAUAAACCUGAAAGUUAAUGGAUGAACCACGGACUGGGAUGGAGGUGUUGACCUCAACCUUCUGUUUAGGGUCUGGUGUAAAGACUCAAACAAAUAACCAGAAGAAAUAAAAUGUUGGUUAUAGCUGUUGAGAAUGGCCGAUUUGUCAGUGAGAGAAUGGGAGUCUUUAACAAUGCAGGCUGGUAUUUCAUGUUUAGUUUCUGUUCCAAAUGAAUAUAUUUAUUACCUUUCAGAAAUUAUGAUCAUUUAGGUUACUGUAGUUUUAGAGAUGUAGUACUCAGAUUUAGCCUUUUUGAUGAGAAAGGUAAAACGAUUUCGGAGCUAUAAAUAAACAAUCCCCUUGGGAUUUAGAUUUUCUGGCCCUAGCCAAGGAAAUAACCUUUUCCUUCUGAAGUCUGGCCAGUUAAGGGCUAAACCAACCAUAGAGGAAACAUCAAGUGACCUAAGAUUAUUUUUGAUAAAGAGGGAGUCUGGAUGCAGCCAAGAUGUGAUUUAUGCAGAAUCUCAAUUUGGAUUAAUGCAGCUCUGUCAAUUCAUUGCUUGUCUUUGUGUUCAAGCGUUUUGAAACUUGUGCCUUUUUGUCAAAGUGGCUUUUUGUUGGUAUCAGUCUGUUGUAAAUGUGGUUGUUGGAUUGAUGCGUAUGAAUGUAUUUAGAAAAUUGCUAAUUUGUGAAAUUAACUAUUUUACUUUAUAUUUAUUUAAAAUGUACUCCUGUUUAUAUUCAGGAUUUAUUGACAUGCAUGUUGUCCCUGAAGUGCCGAAGGUUCAAUGUCUGUCCUGCCUGUCUGUCUCAUUCUUUCAUUCAGUAGCUGUUAUAUUUUAUAAAGUCCAUAGUCACUCUUUGUGUGAGUGUAAAGCAAGUUGGAAUUGACUAAGAAAUCUUGUUAAGAUGUGGAAUCUUGGUAAAUCUGGGCCAAAUGUGUUUAAUUAAAAAUGUAUGUAUUAAAAACAUGUCUUCACUCCCCACCCCUAAAAAGAGCUGAUUAGUUAUGCAGAGGAGAAACGUUUCAGACUUUUAUUCAAUCAUUUUUUGAAAAAGCAAAGGCUAAAACAAGACGACGGUGGCCUGUCUUUCUGUUCACAGCAGGGGGAGACAGACACCACAGGCUGAUUGUCACCUGUUCUGCCUCACAUGAAGACCAGUCAUUUCCAUCCAUGACAUUGAGGCCUUUAAUGUUCUCACCUUUGCAUCAUCAGACAAACAUUUUAUUGUUUACUGUCAACAAUUACUCGGAGAAGACCAAAACCU